AUGCGUUGGUUACAAUUAAUGAUCGCAAACGCACUGCGGGCGUACUUUAGGGCAAAAGGGGAAGAAACUGGAUGUUUGGCGUAUCGGGCUCGGAUGCAUCGCUUUUUUGCAGAGCUGGAGCCAUCUCUAUCCGUCACUGAGCAAAACCUGGCAGACCGAGUUCGGUAUAUCCUGCGCUCCAACAUAUUUGGUGACGCCGAACUCGAACGACUACGACGUGAGGCUGUUCCCUCAUCAAAUAUAAAUGCUACGGCUGGGAGUGCGGCGCCACUAGAUGCGCAGCAAACUGCAUAUGUGGAUGCUGCCGUCAAUAUUCCAUUUGUGGUUAAUUCAAACGAUGAUGGAAUAGUCUCCCACGAACUAGAGAAAAUGAGGAGCAUAUUGGAAGAGUCGAUGCUGGAAACGCGCAGCAUGCCUCUCGAAAAUCGACCGCGACUUCCCCGCAUUCCCCUUAGCAAGCGAUAUCGGGCUGUCAUGCGGGCUCUUAAUCCAAUGCUGGUGACCUAUUUGGAAGCCAGCCGGGACCAUUGCGAGACGGACUCAAUUCUUUUUGGCGCCGCACUGGCAGUAUGCCGUAUUAUUGGCGAUAAACUUCCCAUGGCUGGACGUGCUACUCACCAAAGUAGCGCCAUCCCAGACUGA
This is a messenger RNA of Parnassius apollo (apollo), 642 nucleotides long. The record is from the annotation of a GenBank genome assembly. NCBI's taxonomy places the organism in Eukaryota, Metazoa, Arthropoda, Insecta, Lepidoptera, Papilionidae.